Messenger RNA from Branchiostoma belcheri (Belcher's lancelet), 2790 nucleotides. Its product is annotated as DNA replication licensing factor mcm4-A-like. NCBI's taxonomy places the organism in Eukaryota, Metazoa, Chordata, Leptocardii, Amphioxiformes, Branchiostomatidae. Gene Ontology annotation, cellular component: MCM complex; nucleus. Gene Ontology annotation, molecular function: single-stranded DNA binding; single-stranded DNA helicase activity; ATP binding. The coding region runs from base 94 to 2700 and encodes 868 amino acids. The transcript has 21 exons. The record is from RefSeq and is a predicted model, not a curated record. Gene Ontology annotation, biological process: double-strand break repair via break-induced replication; mitotic DNA replication initiation; DNA replication.
UUUGCACACGUGAUUUAAAUUCGCGGGCUAGAGGAACAGAGGACGAAGACUUGCGAGUUUUGCUGAUAACGUGUACUGAUACCCAUCUACAAGAUGUCGUCACCCAGAAGCACAAGAAGCACACCGCGUAGGGGUGCACAGAAAAGGGGCAGGGGUGGAGACGAUACACCGUCACGGCGCAGCACUCGCAGCAGCCGCAGCACGGAGCCGUCCUCCCCCCCUGCAGCGCUGGACUCCUCCCCCGGGGGCAGCCUCGCCCCCCUCCCGUCGUCACCCCCCUCCCAGGAGCAGCGGCAGAACGUGGCCGACACCUCGCUGUUCUCCAGUCCUGCUGCAUCUCGCGCCGCUGCCAGUGAGAUUGACCUGAGUUCACCCCUGAACUAUGGCACACCUAGUUCCAGGGUGGGCAGCACACCCAGGGGGAGUGUUGCGGGAACUCCAAGAACUCGUGUCCGCGCCGACAUCAGGAGCGAGCGCAAGAGGAGGGAGGUCAACCUGGGCCCGCCUGACGGGACGGAACCGUCUGGAGCGGUGACCAGCGACCAGCCGAGCGGCCCCCAGCUGGUCAUCUGGGGCACGGACGUGGUGGUCAGCCACUGCAAGGACAAGUUCCGCCGCUUCCUGUCGCAGUUCGUCGUGCCGUCUUUGGACGAAGACGAGAUGGAGGGGAUCGACGUCCAGCGGCCCCUGUACAUGCAGAAACUGGAGGAGGUUGCCAUAUCUGCAGAGCCUUUCUUGAACGUGAACUGUGGCCACCUGAAGGAUUUCGACGCCAACUUGUACAGACAGCUGAUCUGUUAUCCACAGGAAGUCAUCCCGACGUUUGACGUUGCCGUGAACGAGCUUUUUCUGGAGAAGUUUCCAGACGCGAGCCUGGAACGCCAGGUCCAGGUGAGGCCCUACAACGUGGAGAAGACAACCAACAUGAGGAACCUUAAUCCGGAAGAUAUUGACCAGCUGAUCACGAUCGGCGGGAUGGUGAUCCGUACGUCCAACCUGGUCCCGGAGAUGAUGGUGGCGUUUUUCCGCUGCCACGUCUGUCACUGGACCUGUACCGUGGAGAUCGACCGCGGCCGCAUCGCCGAGCCGACGCUCUGCCGAAACUGCAGCACGCAGCACAGCAUGGCGCUGGUGCACAACCGCUCGCAGUUCGGGGACAAGCAGAUGGUCAAGCUGCAGGAGUCACCAGAUGACAUGCCCCCCGGCCAGACCCCCAACACCACCAUGGUUUACGCCCACAAUGACCUGGUGGACAGUGUACAGCCAGGAGACAGGGUGAUGGUGACGGGGAUCUACCGUGCCACGCCCCUGCGCCCGAACCCUCGCCAGCGGAACGUGAAGGCCGUGUACAAGACUCACAUCGACGUCAUCCACUUCCGCAAGUUUGACACAAAGCGACUCACCGAGGACCGAGAUGGAGGCACGAAAAUCUCAGAGGAACGGAUGGCAGAGCUAAAGGACUUGUCACAGCAGGGAGAUAUUUACGAACGCCUGGCUCGAGCACUCGCUCCCAGCAUCUACGAAAACGAGGAUAUUAAGAAGGGCAUCCUGUGUCAGCUGUUUGGUGGAACCAAGAAGGACUUCACCGAGGCUGGGAGGGGAAAAUUCAGGUCUGACAUCAACAUCCUGCUGUGUGGUGACCCCGGCACCAGUAAGUCUCAGCUGCUGCAGUACGUGUACAAGAUCAUGCCUCGCAGCCAGUACACCUCCGGGAAGGGCUCCAGCGCCGUGGGGCUUACAGCUUACAUCACCAAGGACCCGGAGACCAGGCAGCUCGUCCUGCAAACGGGAGCCCUGGUCCUGAGUGACAACGGUGUGUGCUGUAUUGAUGAGUUUGACAAGAUGAAUGAAAGUACCCGCUCCAUCCUACAUGAAGUCAUGGAGCAGCAGACGCUGUCCAUCGCGAAGGCCGGUAUCAUCUGCAGUCUGAACGCUCGCACCUCCAUCCUGGCUGCAGCCAACCCCGUGGAGUCUCAGUGGAACCCCAAGAAGAACAUCAUCGAAAACCUGAAUCUUCCACACACUCUGCUGUCCAGGUUUGACCUGAUUUUCCUGAUCCUGGACCCCCAAGACGAGAUUUUUGACCGUCGCCUGGCGAACCACCUGGUGUCUCUGUACUACAGGAGUCCUGAGGAGGAACAGGCUGACGAGAUGGACAUGAGUCUGCUGAAGGACUACAUCAGCUACGCGAGGACCAACAUCCAGCCCAAGAUGAGUGAGGAGGCGAGCCAGGCGUUUAUCCAGGCGUACGUGGAGGCGCGGAAGUUGGGCAGCGGGCAUGGCAACGUGUCGGCCUACCCGCGCCAGCUGGAGUCACUCAUCCGGCUGGCAGAGGCACACGCCAAGAUCAGGUUUUCGAGCGUUGUGGAACUGGUUGAUGUGGAAGAGGCCAAAAGACUGCACCGCGAGGCGCUGAAACAAUCCGCAACAGACCCGAGCACGGGCGUGGUGGACAUCAACAUCCUGACGACCGGCAUGAGCGACGCGGCGCGGAAACGGCGCCAGGAGAUCGCCCAGGAGAUCAUGAAGUGGUGGGCGGCCAACAGCAAACCUCGCACUGCCAAGUCACAGGUCAUCUACGACGCCAUCCGCGCCGCUACCGAAGGGUACCUGCCCAGAGACCUGUUCGACGAGGGCGGACACCUUCUACAGGAGGACGGCAAGGUCAUCCGCACCGGCACCACCUUCCGCUUCAUGUGAUUCUUUAACUUGGCCUUGGACUUCAAAGAAUAGCUGUGCCUUCUGAGGACCUGUUUUGGACACGGAGACCAUGUACAGAGCUUUUCUCCG